AUGGCAACAUCGAAUACAUGUUGUAUUGUACAUGAUCGAAAGUAUCUAUCGAAAUUUCAUGGAACUAUUAAUCAAAUUCGUCGAACAAAUGAAUUUAGUUCUUCAAUUCUACAACGAUUACCAAAACGAUGUUGUACAUGUCACAAUCAAACAGGAGCGUAUCCAUUGACAUUCGAUGAUUUGCGUAAACUUUGUCAAGAAAUGAAAUUAACAGAAAAUGGAAUACCAUCGACAGCUGACUGUUCGAAUAAUGUUCAUUAUGUAAUACUUGAAUUUUCUUCAAUACUAAGUCAAAUUCAACGUAUGUACCAAGUCGGUCGCUUCAUUGGACGAGGUGGUUCACAUCUUCGACUUCUUGAAAGUACAUUAAAUGUUCGUAUUAAUAUUAUUAAUGACAAAUCCAGCAAAAAUUUUCGUCAAAUGAUCAAUGAAAUUCAAACAAAAAAUGAAGAAUCUCGUAAAGAUGGUCUUUGGAUAUUGAUUGACAUGAAAAAUAGCAAUAAAAAUAAUGAUGAAAAUAGCCUUGAUAAAGUUAAACAAUCAUUGCAAGAUGAAUGGAAAAAAAUCAAUGCUAUGAUUAUCAAAAAGAAACAAACAGUGUUAAAUCCAUCCUCUGAAACCAGGAUACUAUCAAAAGCAAAUAUUUUUCGAGACACCCGUUGGAAACCUAAAGAUCAUAGGCGAAAUAAGAAAUAUCUACAAAAACAGAAAGAAUCUAUCGUACCUGAAGAAAUUUCUCCACAACCAUUUGUUCGACCUAUAUCAAUGCCUAAAGAAGUUGUAAAAUCUCUAAAAACUAAACGAAAAUAA
Molecule: messenger RNA, 810 nt
Organism: Rotaria sp. Silwood1
Lineage: Eukaryota; Metazoa; Rotifera; Eurotatoria; Philodinida; Philodinidae
Source: the annotation of a GenBank genome assembly